ACACUUUGAGGUUGAGGUCCUUCCAGUUUCUUCCUUCCUUCCUGAGAAAUCGCAAACGAACACAAAUUGCGAUUUGGGUGUUUUUAGUAGUUCAAUUUCAUCUCCAACUUGUGAGCAAUGUGUCUGAGAAGCUCGUUGAAAAUUCUCAACUUUCGCCGCAAAGUGGUCACGGUGCCUAUUUGCCUUCUCACUCUCACCGUCGCCGGCGCUUCACUCUCCUCCAAACCCUUAAACCCAUUUUCUGAUCAUUCUUCCGACAAUUUAACCACCGGCCUCGACGGCAUCCUCCGGUCUUCGCGCGCUCUCUGGACCAUCACAUCAAAUGUAGUUGAUUACAAGUAUUCGUUGUAUGGAUUGCCUAAUGAUUCGGACCAAUAUCGACAUCUACUAUCUGAGGUCCACUCACGUUCAGCUAAGAGAAUAUUGAAGUUAUGUGAAGCCAAUAAGGGUUUCUAUGUUAAAGCUGGUCAAUUUGCUGCAGCAUUGCGGCAGCUUCCUACAGAAUAUUCGUCUACUCUAGCAUCAUUGCAUGAUCAGGCAACUCCUUGUAAUUUCAAAGCUAUUAAAGAGGUUCUAAACAGCAACCUGGGAAAGGACUUAUCACAGAUAUUUCUGUCAUUUGAUGAGCAACCAGUUGCUGCUGCCUCUAUUGCUCAAGUCCACCAUGCAGUACUUAAAGACCAUCACGAGGAAGUAGCUGUUAAGGUCCAAUACCCAGGUUUAGAGCAACAAUUAAAAGUAGACAUCAAAACGAUGUCUUUCAUAUCAAAAUCCGUUGCAUUUCUUUUCCCCGAGUAUAGGUUUCAUUGGCUGGUAUCAGAAUUCGCCGAAGCUAUCACACUGGAACUGGAUUUUGUUUCUGAGGCAAAAAACUCAGAAAGAACAGCGAACAAUUUCCGUAACAGCAGCAUUGUCAAGAUUCCCCGAGUUUUCUGGGAAUUAACGACCAGCCGAGUAAUGACAAUGGAAUUCUGUAAGGGAUGCAAAGUCAAUGAUGUCGAAUCCUUAAAGGAAUUUGGAGUUGAUCCCGUUGCUGUAGCAAAUGAAUUGGCGAAUGUUUUUUCCGAGAUGAUUUUUGUUCACGGUUUCGUCCAUGGGGAUCCACAUCCCGGUAACAUAUUGGUCUCUCCCAGGGGUAAAAAUGGAUUUUAUCUUGUUAUUCUUGAUCACGGGAUCUACAAGCAGUUGAAUGAAGAAUUCAGACUUGGGUAUUGCCAACUUUGGAAGGCGUUGAUUCUUCAGGAUCCUAAAGGCAUAAGACAGAUGGCAGAGAGAUUUGGUGUCGGGAAAUAUUAUCAAUACUUUCCAGUAAUGUUUACAGGAAGAACAAUUAAUAGUAAUUCAGGACUUGGGCAGGGAAUGACGAAUGAAGAGAAAGUGAAAAUGCGAGAGGAGUUGAAGUCAUUAACGAUGGAGGAUGUAUCUUCGUUUAUGGAAUCCUUGCCUCCUGAUUUCUUAACAAUUAUCAAAACUGAUGGAUUGUUAAGGUCUUUAAUGCGGAGGUUGGGAGCUUCACAACGUGUUAGUUUGCAAGCUUAUGCCAAAAAUGCAUUGUAUGGUCUCAUGCUAAAACAUGGUUCUUAUUCGGGGAAAUGGUCUGUUUCUAAAUUCAAGGCUAACUUGAGUUACCUCCAUCUAAGAAUCAUACUCGAGACAGUAGAGUGGCUAUCUUGGGUGGCCAAGGUUUGGAACUUUCUCACUAGAAAGUUUAAACAGGUUCUCCUCACUUAUUCGCCUCGAUAUUUGGUUCCUUCAUUAUUCUUGUCUACUUCAUGAACCAAUUCAAACCAAAUGAGCUCGAUUUUAGUUCCAUUAUUUCGUAUACAGACAGAUAUGUUAAAAUUUAUCAAAGAAGCUCAUUUUGUUUUGAUGCA
Molecule: messenger RNA, 1874 nt
Organism: Impatiens glandulifera
Lineage: Eukaryota; Viridiplantae; Streptophyta; Magnoliopsida; Ericales; Balsaminaceae
Product: aarF domain-containing protein kinase 1
Exons: 7
Coding region: 118-1776 (552 amino acids)
Source: RefSeq, a predicted model, not a curated record